AUGUCUAAAUGCGGCACUGACUGCAAUAGCUUGAGCACAACAGCAACCGGUGAAGAUAUUUAUAGCUCUUUAGACAAUUUUUUUAUAGAAAACAAUAUUCACUGGACAAACUGUGAAGGUGUAACUACUGAUGAUGCGGCAUCGAUGACGGGUAAACAUGUCGGUGUGGUACGACGUAUAAAAGAAGUAGCCCCAGAUGCCGAAUGGACUCAUUCAUUAAAUAGUAGACUGUUUUACAAACUCUAUGAAGAAAAUGAACAAAACGUUAAAUCACUUUUACUUCAUUCAGAAGUACGUUGGCUUUCUCGAGGAAAAUGCCUAUUCAGACUAUUUCAACUUCGUCACGAAGUCUUAGAAUUUCUCAACAACAAAAAAUCCGAUUUGAAAAACUAUUUUUGUGACAGUAAAUGGCUGAUAAACGAGUUUCUAGAAGAAGACGACUCAGUGAAUGUCAAUGAUAUCAAAACAAUUAUUUCAUUGCAUUUAAAUCAAAUAUCAAUUGCAUUGAAUAGUUAUUUCCCAAAAGAUAUUCGUGACGAUUUUCAAUGGAUUGAAAAUCCUUUUACUGUUUCUAUUGAAGAGUUGAACUUCAAUACGCUUCUUGAAACUCAGAUUAUCGAUCUUUCUUGUGAUAAAACUUAUGAACAUAAAUUUAAAAAUGAAACUCUUGUAGAUUUUUGGUGUGCAGUAUAUAAUGAAUAUCCAGAACUUUCAAUUAAUGCAAUAAAAAAACUAUUACUUUUUCCUACUACUUAUUUGUGCGAAAAAGGAUUUUCUACCAUGGCCAAUAUUAAAACAAAACAAAGAAACAGAUUAGAUGUCACACAUGACAUGCGCAUCAGUUUAUCUGAAAUUGUACCCCAGUGGGAAUUUUUAUGCAAUGCUCGAUUCAGAAGAAAUUCUACUUCGAACCUCGAGAUUAAGAAGACUACAUCAUUUAUAAAAAAGAAAAAUCGAUCUACAUCAUUCAAAAUGCCGCCGAAAAAAGAAACAGUCAGCAAAGAUGAAUUCAAUGCACUAAAGAAAGAAAUUGAACGACACAGCCAAGUAUUAGUUGAUCAAUUACGACAACAAAUUGCCGACAAUGAAGAAAAAUAUAUGCAGAAAAUCAGAGAACUUGAAGACGAAGUAAAUUAA
Molecule: messenger RNA, 1137 nt
Organism: Acyrthosiphon pisum (pea aphid)
Lineage: Eukaryota; Metazoa; Arthropoda; Insecta; Hemiptera; Aphididae
Product: protein FAM200A-like
Exons: 4
Coding region: 1-1137 (378 amino acids)
Source: RefSeq, a predicted model, not a curated record